Molecule: messenger RNA, 624 nt
Organism: Camellia sinensis
Lineage: Eukaryota; Viridiplantae; Streptophyta; Magnoliopsida; Ericales; Theaceae
Product: flowering-promoting factor 1
Biological process (GO): regulation of flower development
Source: RefSeq, a predicted model, not a curated record
CCAUCAACUCCAUCUCCAUCUCUUUUAUCUCUUUCUCUCAUCGACAAAAAUGUCUGGUGUUUGGGUGUUUAAGAACGGUGUGGUACGACUAGUGGAGAACCCAGGAGCUGAGUCCAACCAGGCGAACAUAAGGCGCAAAGUGCUAAUCCACACCCCUACCAAUGAAGUCAUCACCUCCUAUGGAGUUCUUGAAAGAAUGCUCUCUUUGCUCGGUUGGGAGCGAUACUAUGAUGACCCGGACCUCCUUCAAUUCCACAAAAGGUCCACAGUUCACCUCAUCUCUCUCCCCAAGGACUUCAACAAGUUCAAGCCCAUGCACAUGUACGAUAUUGUCGUCAAGAACCGCAACAUAUUUGAAGUUAGGGAUAUGUAGCAGUCCAUAAAUGUCGAUUAACCGGUUUGUUAAGUCGUGUUUGUGUUGUUUAUUUUCAUUUUCAAGUUUGUGUUCAAGGGUCCGAUUCAGUUUUUUCUCAUUUUUUUUUGAUGUCUUUGCAAUAUGUUUAUAACUUUAUGUUAAGUUUGUGCCCAGGGUAUGAGUUAAGGGACUGUUUGGUUGUCAAUGUUCUGUAAAUUACAUGGUAUUUUCGUAAUGAAAAUUUCGUUUCAUGUGUGUUAUUUCCAUAA